This is a messenger RNA of Anoplopoma fimbria (sablefish), 6232 nucleotides long. It is a transcript of the gene phldb2b, whose product is annotated as pleckstrin homology-like domain, family B, member 2b. Lineage: Eukaryota; Metazoa; Chordata; Actinopteri; Perciformes; Anoplopomatidae. The coding region runs from base 3 to 4289 and encodes 1428 amino acids. The transcript has 23 exons. The record is from RefSeq and is a predicted model, not a curated record. Gene Ontology annotation, biological process: regulation of microtubule cytoskeleton organization. Gene Ontology annotation, molecular function: protein binding. Gene Ontology annotation, cellular component: basal cortex.
UGAUGUUUCAACCGGAGUCAGAUCAAAUGUCUCCAGUCGAACCCAAGUCUCCACCUCUGGACCUGAUUGACACAGGGAAGGGGCUGAAGGUCCAGACAGCCACCCCACAUCUGGUGAGCCUGGGCAGUGGAAGGCUCAGUGUGGCAAUCACCCUGCUGCCACUAAAAGAAGGGGUGACCCGUAUUGGCCGAGAAGAUGCUCCAAUUCCUCAAGAUAUCACUAUCCAGGGUCCUGGCAUCGAGGCGGAGCACUGUCUCAUCUUCAAUGAAGGAGGGGUGGUGACCCUUGACCCCUGUGGUCACCUCUGCAGUCUGGAUGGAGUACAGGUCACUGUGCCCACACCACUCACACAGGGCUAUUCCCUGUGUCUGGGUAAGUCUUAUUUCUUCCGGUUCAACCAUCCAGAGGAGGCGAGCAGAAUGAAGAGCAUGCUUCCACAAAAGAGCCCUGUGUCAGCUUUAGCCUAUAACACAGACUAUUUGAAGUUUAGCAGCGACUAUAGCCAUGCGGUUGUGGGCGGCACCAACAGUGCUCGGGGCAUGCGAUCAGCCUCCGAGCUCCGGGACUUGAUGGACACCCUGCAGCGCAAGAAGAUUGCCCUGGAGAACAGCCUGAGAGCCAACGGGAAUGCGAACCCCUCCUACUUCAGCGUGACACAGUCUCCCCCCACCUCACCUAUCACCAGUCCUACCACAUCCUCAUCAGCAUAUCAGGACCAGGCAAGGCGGUUCUAUGGCUCGGACCGUGCGCCCAUGUCUUUGAAGUCUCCUCCCUCUUUUUCCCCUGGACGACGAUCCGACCCUUCUUCUUCUCUGUCCUCCCGCACCUCGGCCAAUCGCAACCAGGACAACCUCGUCAUUAGCGAAAGCCGACGGCUGCACAACCCGGGCUCCUCUUCUUCACUGUCCACAUGGAAUGGCGGAGGCUCCUCCACCUCUGUUGAUGCUAGCAAUAGCUUCCUCCUGUCUCUUCCUCCCCCCUCCUCCUCCUCAUCCCGCACUCCAUCAACAGGAGGUGCAGCCAGCAUGCCCUCGAGCCCCCGUCUUGGCCGCCGUAGCUAUGGCAACCAAGAGCCAGUGCCCAGCAGUAGAACCAGGAAAUACUCAGCUGGCUCACUGAAUGGGCUGAUGGGAGGAGGGCACAGUCGCUCGCUGCCACGCCUCUGCCCGUCCCAAUCUCCCCGUGACAACAACAACGGAGCUAUGACCUUGUCAACGCUGCCCCCUCGUCGAUCCGAUGUUGCUGGCGGUUACAAAUAUAGCAAAGACCACUACAACAACAGUCAGAAUGCCAGCCCUGACCUCAACCACAACUCUAGUAACUCCAGCCAGCUUUCCUCCAACAGGAAUCAAAUUCAGAACACAAAUCAUGGAGAAAGUGUUGUGUCCAUCUCCCUCUCCUCCCCGAAGAACUUGCCCUCCACAACAGCCACUAUCUCUUCCCCACCGACCCCACCUGAUGUGACCAUCCCAUCCAAAACAGGGGGCUCCUCUUCUCCUCGCGUGGCCAAAAAACUCAGCCUGACUUCUACUAGCUCUGUGGGCUCCAUAGGCUGCACGAGUUCCAGCCCUCCAGAACUGGAACGGCUGGCAAGCCGUGGAGUCUCCGCAGGAGUGGGCCUGUCUUUCGGGGAGAGGGAGAGGAGAGGGGUAGGCCUAGAGCAUACUGGUUCCCCGGGGCUUGGAUUUGGAGAGAGGAGGUCUUCAUUUGGAAAGGCAGGGCUGGAACCUGGGAUGGGGCUGGGUGAGAGGAGGCAGUCGUUUGGAAAGGCAGGAGUGACCCCACCAGGAGGUUUCAGGGAAAGAAGGGGGAGUAUCAGCUCACUGAGCGGGAAGGAGGAACUGACCGACUACCACCAGCACCAAAAAGAGGAGAGGCUCCGUGAGCAGGAGGUGGAAAGACUGGAGCGACAGCGGCUAGAGACCAUCUUGUCUCUUUGUACGGAGCUGGGCCGGUCUGCGAGGGAUGAAGGAGGCACAGCUACAAGUCCCACUUCAGCUGUGGCGGAUCUCCAGAAGAUCAACCAGGAGCUUGAGAAGCUUCAACUGAACGACGACGACGAUGACGACACGCCAUCGGUCUUUUCAGACUCUUCAGCUGUUAAUGGAACGACGGGGAAUGGACACAUGGCCUCCCCUGGUUCAGAGAAUGGUUACUAUGAUGAUGAUCUACCGGUACGACGGAGGCGCAGCAGCGGUCACCGAGACAACAGGGCCGAAUCCCCCUCUGUCAGUCUGCGAAGCUUCGCCCCCUCACCUUCUCCACGUGCACACAGGACCAAUGAGGCUCUAGAUGAUGCAGCUCGUCGCCGCGGACAGGAACUGAGGCCUUCAGAGGAGGAAGUGAGGCGUGUGGAAGAGGAGAGGAUCCAGGUGCUGAACAACACGGAGGAGCUGGAGCAAAAGAUCAAAGAGCUGGACAACCAAAUCGAUGAAUCUGCCCAAGAGGUGGAGCUGGAGCGAGCUCUGGUGGAGGCUGAGCAGGAGUCGGAGGUAGCUGCUCUCCAGCAGGAGAAAGAAGCUCUGGAAUCACUUCACAACAAGAUUGCUGACCUCGAGACCAAGUCCCAGCAGGAAAAAGAAAAGGCGUGCGAGUUGCUACAGGCAGAAAGGGGCAGAGUAGAGAGGUUGGCUCAGAUUGUGUGUGAGCAGCGCUCCCAGCUGGACAGCUGCCCUGAGGCAACCAAGGAGCCCCUGCAGGAGCAGCUGGCCAGGGACUGCGAGGUGCUCGAUGCAGAGUCGAAGCGUUUUGAGGACCUGGAGUUUCAACAACUGGAGAGAGAGAGCAGGCAGGACGACGAGAAAGAGACCCAUACGCAGCAACAUCUCCGCGACAUAGCAAACUACCAGCGGAGCAGUGUCACUCGCAAGGAACGACUGUUAACUCUGAAGAAGCAGGCAACGCAGAUUACCCAGCAGGCUCAGCGUGAGAAGGAGAGCUUCUUGAAGGAGAGGAUCACCCUUGAAGCAAUGCUGCAAAGGGAGAAAGAAAACCUCAACAUGCUGGAAAGGAAAUAUGCUGACCUCACUGGUGGCAGAGGAUUGACUCUAAGGGAGGGCUAUGUCACAGUCAGUGAAAUCAAUGAGCUUUACUCACAUCUUGGGGCGGACCCUAAACCCACCCUUGCGCGCACUCUGGCCAAUGCCUCCCCUGAGUCCGAGGCAAACUCCUCCCCCGACGAGGACACUCCCAAACCACCGGAGGAUGAGCAUUUCCGUUUUCUGGAAGAGAAGAAGAGGUCUGAGAGAGAAGGGGGUUCCCAUCUAAGUGACACCUUACCCAGGAAGAAAACCACACCCAUCAUGACCCCCCAGUUUAUGUGUGCAACACUGGGACGCAGCUACCCAACCAAGGCCCAUCAUCCCUUGGUACAGAGCACAAGUUGUGGCAGCAUUCUCCCAAGAAUUUUCUCCUUAUCCAACAAGGAAACUGAAUCUCGCCGUCUGCAAAAAGGUCAGCCUGGCUCACGAGCAGCUUCCCAGACCAACGUCUACCUCGAUGCCUUUGGCUUCCGCGAAAACCAGGCCUUUGACACAAUGAGUGUCGAUAGCACGGAUUCCAUUGAAACCAGCAUCUCUGCUUGCUCACCUGAUAAUGUCUCCAGUGCCAGUACUUCAAAUAUGGCCAAACUAGAGGAGAUGGAGCGUCUGCUGAGAGAAGCCCAGGCAGAGAAGAGCCGCCUAAUUGAAUACAAGGAGCAAGAGAUGGAAGUGCGGAAGCAGGCACUGGAUGAGGAGAGGAAAAGACGGGAGGACCUGGAGAAAAGACUACAGGAGGAGACCAGCAGACGCCAGAAACUCAUCGACCGGGAGGUGAAACUGCGAGAAAAACAGAGGGCACAGUCCAGGCCACUCACGCGGUACCUGCCGGUGCGUAAGGACGAUUUUGACCUGCGGGCUCACAUUGAGUCGGCGGGCCACAGCCCAGACACAUGCUUCCACUUAUCCAUCUCUGAAAAGACCUGCCGUGGCUACUUGAUCAAAAUGGGAGGCAAAAUCAAAACCUGGAAGAAGCGCUGGUUCGUCUUUGACCGCAACCGACGCACGCUCUCCUACUACUCAGACAAACAUGAAGCCAAACUAAAAGGAGUCAUCUACUUCCAAGCUAUUGAAGAGGUGUAUUACGACCACUUGAAGAAUGCACAUAAGAGCCCAAAUCCCUCCCUGACCUUCAGUGUAAAGACCCAUGACAGAGUCUACUACAUGGUCGCUCCCUCUCCUGAGGCCAUGAGGAUCUGGAUGGAUGUGAUCGUCACAGGCGCUGAGGGUUACACCCAGUUCAUGGUGUAGUGAAGGAGCGGGCUAUGCCAAUGGGCUAGGACUCUUAGUGGCUUUUAAGCCUACGUUUUCUAUUCCUUUUUUUAACCUUGGACCUUUUUCAAUUUUCAGAUGGACGUUAAUUUCAUCAUUUGUUGAAGAAUAAACACAGUCUCUGUUGUGCAGAGACAACAGGCUUGAGUUACUCAAGAUAAUUUCGCUGUGCUUUAUCCGCCUCAUUUGCGGGAUUAAAAUUAAUAUGUUGAGCAUUCAUGUGAAAUUGUAGCAGAUACAAGAUAAUAAUUUGAACAAUUUCCUGCAGUCGCGUUCAAUCCCAGAGAUGUUAUAAACUUCAGGAGAUCUAAAAUAUGCUCUGGUGCACCAAUGUGCCUUAGAGUUAGUUCAGGUGUACCUCAAGGUUCUGCCUAAGCGUGAAGGAUAUACAUGUUAAAAAUAAAAAAUAUAUGAGAUUUGUACAACACAUUUCCUUCAGAGAACAGCACACUGUGACUCAGCAGCUCCUUUUUAGUUAGAUGAAGCUUAAAAUAUAUAAAAUAUUUUUAAUGUGGAUACACUAUUGGAAAAAGUGAUGCUGAGUCAGCCAGUUGGAGCUAGGACUACAUAACAGGAGAUGGGUUAGGAAACGCUAAGUGCCAUACAAAGCCUAAACCAUUUUAACAUGUCAUGGAAGAACUUGUGUUCUUUUGAGAUGGGUUUAAUCGAUUUAAGACAAUUUCAUGUCUACAGAAUAGAUAAUGCAUGUUCAUUUAGUAAAAGUAGUUAAGGAAAUGUAUUUAAAUAUUCAAGUUUUUUCAUCUUGAGAUCUUAUUUCAUGUAUCCUUACUGUGGCAUUCUCAGGUCUUCACUGUGUGCUUGGAUGUGCAUUUAUGCAUCACAUGAUCAUGUGUGAAUUUAUACACAUAUAUGCUAAGAAGUGCCUGUUUUUUGUGCAUACUCUACAUACGCUUAUAUUUACUGCGAGCUUCUAGUGUAGCUCCAAGGUGCUAUUCUUACCUGGUGAAUGACACUAAUAUUACAAGCCACCACCAGCAUAUUAAAAUAUUUCAAUUGGAGUGUAAUUAUGCAUUCAACAUGGUGAUUGUUAGUCAUUUUUUAAAUGGAUUGUUGUGCCGGGUUUACAAUAUUUUCACCACAGGCUCAGAAAAGAAGCUCUAUUAAACCAUAGUUAGGAUCAAGCUUGUUAUUUUAUAUUGUAAAGCGUUGGGUAAAUGAGCAUGAGGAACAAUUACUUUUAUUAAGCCACAAAAUUGUGAUAUUUGUACAUUUUGUUUCUAAGUUGUAGUUGGUUGACAAUAGUGAGGAAAUGAACCAUUAUCAACUCAGAACAUUCAAUCAUAUUUUUGUGCAACAGUAUUUUUUACAUGCAUAUUAUCUAUAUUUUUAAGAGAUACAAGUAUCUAUAUUCAACACCAACCUGUCUCUGGGGAGGAAAGUAUAUCUAAAGAAUCUAUGGUACACACACUUAAGAGUUAACCAAACUGAUUGUUUAUUGUGCUGCUUUGGUCCACUAGCUUUCAUUACACUGCUUUUAUUACCACUAUUUCAAUGUUUAAGUUAAAUUGACUAUUCCACAUGGAUUACUAAAGCUGCUUUUACAUUUCACAUCAUACUCCAUACUAUGUCUGAAUGAUUCAGUCCACUGAUUUGAUGCAUUUGUCAUCUUGCCAUUUCUUUUUGUCUAUUGACCAAAGUACAUGUUUAUGUGGUAUAAUGUAUAUGUGGUUACUUUGCUUUGACUUCUCUUUGUUCAGUAGAAUAAGAUCAAAAUGAUUUAUGUUUUUACAAUACAAGCACAUGGUUGUUUUCCACCAACUAGAGGAACUGUUACAGUGGAGGCUUCCAUGAGCUGUUUUUUUUUUUUUUUUUUUUUUAAUGACUAUUUUUUAUGUUGAUCCUACUGUAUUUAUACCAUUACCAAUGCAUGUUUCUUAAUUUUGUAUUUCCAUAUGAAUAAU